AUGUUAGAAGGCACCAAGAUUAACACGACAUCGCAAAUGUCGAGUAUAUUCGACAUUGCAAAAGACACAGUUCUGUUCUUGUUUUUAUCUUGCUACUACAUCUUGGAAUCUUUAUUUUGGACGCUGGUCCCUAAUAUAUUAAGGCCGAUGAAAAGUUUAAAAGAUGAUAUUGUACUGGUGACUGGAGGCGCGGGAGGAGUCGGCAAACAGUUGGCCAUCAAGCUUGCAAGGCUUGGAGCAAAAGUUGUUUUAUGGGACAUUAAUAAAGAAGCUCUGGACCAAAUAUGUAGUGCAAUCAAAGAUGAGGGCUACGAAGUAGCUAGCUACGUGGUCGAUCUGGCAGACCGGGACUCUGUAUACAAAACCGCAGAAAGAGUUAAAGCAGAGAUUGGAAAAGUGGAUGUUUUAAUUAACAACGCGGGUAUUGUCUUCGGUGAAACUUUACUGGAAUUGAACGAUAACGCUAUUGAAACCACGUACAAAGUCAACAUCCUAUCACAUUACUGGACCGUAAAAGCUUUUCUACCAGACAUGAUCAACUCGAGCAAAGGGCAUAUUGUGACCGUAGGAUCCGUAGCUGGACUUCUUGGCACAUACCGUUGUACUGACUAUAGCGCUACGAAAUUUGCUACUGUCGGGUUUCAUGAAAGUCUCUUCACUGAGUUACGGGCUCAUGGGCAUAACGCUAUUCACGCGACGCUAGUCUGCCCCUACUACAUCAACACAGGCAUGUUCGACGGAGUGACACCAAGACUCAUGCCAAUGUUAGAACCGGACUACGUGGCGGAAACCAUGAUUGAUUCUAUACGCAAGAACGAGGUCAACUGUGUUAUGCCGGGUUCAGUCAGAUAUUUGUUGCCUCUGAAAUGCUUACUUCCAGCAAAAAUGUGUUGGGAUCUAAUGCAUCGCGUCAUGAAGGGGCCCCAAUCAAUGAUGGAGUUGAAAAGGAAACCAAAAGUAGCGUGAUAAAAUAAUAAGAAAAUAAAUAGAAAACGCUUAACGUAGCUGUUUAGAAGACUGAACGAUCUUGUGGUGAAUAAAAUUAAAUGGAAAAUAAUAUAUGUACAUACUCAUA
Molecule: messenger RNA, 1075 nt
Organism: Melitaea cinxia (Glanville fritillary)
Lineage: Eukaryota; Metazoa; Arthropoda; Insecta; Lepidoptera; Nymphalidae
Product: short-chain dehydrogenase/reductase family 16C member 6
Exons: 6
Coding region: 1-966 (321 amino acids)
Cellular component (GO): lipid droplet
Molecular function (GO): oxidoreductase activity, acting on the CH-OH group of donors, NAD or NADP as acceptor
Source: RefSeq, a predicted model, not a curated record